UGUCACUAUCACAAAAGCUGGGGUAACAAAAGAAGAUUCAACACCUGAGAGAGAAAAAAGUCCUAAACAUAGUGUUAUAACAGAACUCAGUUUUGGACCUACUCAGAGUCACAUCACAGAAGAGGUUGAAUCAGCAAUGUCUCAAUAUACUCAAGCGGUGAAUUAUGCUGCAGACAAAGGCCCUAUUGAAGACACAAACUUAGAAAUUACUGUACUUGGCCAUGACCUAGAACCUGGGAGUGUGUGUGAUACUAUUGAUGUAACCCCUUUAUCUGUGGAUGUGUUGUGUCCUAAUGAACUAACUGUAACACCUGAUAGUGAUGACUCUACUGGUCCAGUGGUCAUUAAAAUACCUCAAACUGCUAAACUUGUUGGCUUACCCAGGAUAGAAGUUGAGAUAUAUUUGUCUGCAGACUAUCUUACUAGAGUGAAUAGACACUAACAGUGUGAUCAGACACCACCUUUGUGUGAAUAGAUGCUACAGUGUGUGAAUAGAUACUAAUAAAGUGUGAACAUAUACUAACAUUGUGUGAGACUAGAAUAGACUAACUAUGUGUGAAGAGACUACAAUUUCUACCUCAACAACCUACACUCCAUGUAUAGUGAGGCACAAAGAGCAUAAACAUUGAACCAAUGCAUUUUUGAACUAUAAUAUAUAAUGAUUCCUUUUGAUCAGCAUUAACAUUCCACAAUAACCAAAAAUGUUUUGCAUGAAUUUUUUAAUCAAAGAAUGUACAUACAUUUUCUGAAUGAUGACUGACCAAUACAUUAGUUAGAAUAGAAGGAAAUAUGUGAAUGUGAAAAGUAACUAAAUGCACCUUGGAUCAUGGUAAGUAAGAACUCAAGUUAAAAGUGUUGAGUUUUUUAUCUCCUGUUCUGUUUAUUCUGUUAUGUUACUGUUACAUUUGUUGGGUGCUGCAUGCUUGUUAAA
This is a messenger RNA of Owenia fusiformis, 931 nucleotides long. The record is from the annotation of a GenBank genome assembly. NCBI's taxonomy places the organism in Eukaryota, Metazoa, Annelida, Polychaeta, Sabellida, Oweniidae.